CACAAACAAACCUGACAACAUGGCUGCCAGAUUCCUGACCUUCUCCGCCCUCGUGGCUGCUGCCGCUGCUGUGGCCGUCCCCGUGGUGCCUGUCGCUAAGCUGGCAUACGCUCAGCCCGAAGCACCCGCUCAAUACGAAUACACAUACUCCGUCCACGACAGCCAAAGCGGUGACGUGAAACAACAACAGGAGUCUCGCUCUGGUGACGCCGUGCACGGCUCAUACUCUCUCGUGCAGCCUGAUGGUGUACACCGCAUCGUUGAUUACACUGCUGAUGACGAGCACGGUUUCAACGCUGUCGUCCGUUACGAGGGUACCCCCAUCGCACAAGCUCCAGCCAAGGUCGCCUACGCCGCUCCCGUCGCCAAGCUCGGCUACGCCGCUCCCGUCGCCAAGCUUGCCUACGCUGCUCCCGUCGCCAAGCUCGCCUACGCUGCCCCUGCCACCAAGAUUGCUUACGCUGCUCCCGUAGCGAAACUCGCGUACGCUGCCCCCGUAGCCAAGGUCGCCUACUCUGCUGCUCCUGCUCAGGUCACCUACGCCCACGCCCCAGCCCAAGUAACCUACGCUCAGGCCCCCGCUCAGGUUACCUACGCUCAGGCCCCCGCUCAAGUCACCUACGCGCACGCCCCCGCUCAGGUCACCUACUCCCAGGCUCCUGCUCAGGUCACCUACUCCCAGGCUCCGUCUCAAAUCUCUUACCAGCACACCCCAGUGUACGCUGCGGCUCCCGUCGCCAAGGUUGCGUACGCCGCUGCUCCCGUAGCCAAAGUAGCGUACUCUGAAAACCUUGGCCACGUGACCUUCUCCUCCCCUGCCGUAUCUUACCACCACUAAGUCAUAAGAAGCU
Messenger RNA from Spodoptera exigua (beet armyworm), 851 nucleotides. The record is from the annotation of a GenBank genome assembly. Lineage: Eukaryota; Metazoa; Arthropoda; Insecta; Lepidoptera; Noctuidae.